GGGUUAUAUGAACUUGAAUCCCAUCAUUAUUUGGAACAAUUUGAAUUCCUAACAAGUAUUUUAGCCCUGGAAAUGAUAAAAUACACCUGAGAGCUAUCAUGCCUCUAUACAAAUAAAUAAAUAAUAAUAAUCAAUUGCGCGCACGCGCAGUUAAUUCUUUCUCCAUUUUUCUUUUCUUUUCCCGCCAUUAAUUAGAUAUCUUUAGCUUUCACCUCUUCUAAAUCUCUGGCUUAAACCAGAGAGAGAGAGAGAGAGAGAGAGAGAGAGAGAGAGCAGUGUUGCUUUUUCUUCUUCUCUUUCAUAGUCAGAAGAACCAUCCCUUUGUUUUUCUCCUUUUUCUCUCUUCAAAGUGGAUGAACUGAUCAAGAAAAUUUUCCCAUCUCCCCUGAAAAUUAGUAACAUGGAUUCAGCCACGCCCUGCCCACCUCCAAACAGAAGCAGCAGAAUCGCAAAAACACUUCAGAAAAUGAUUCACCUGAAAUCCGGCACGAAAAGUCGCUCAAACCCUGGAUUUUGCCUGCUCAUUCCUCAGGAGAAACUCAGGUGCUGCGAGUCUCAUCAGUUGCAGAAAGAAGAUGCUGAGGAGGCUAAAGAGGAGUGCAAGAACAGGGCUGCCAUGGAAGCCUUCGUCGCCAAGCUUUUUGCCACGAUUUCAGCUGUUAAAGCAGCGUAUGCCGAGCUUCAAAUGGCUCAGUUCCCGUACAACAGUGAGGGCAUACAGUCCGCAGAUCAGGCCGUGGUUGAUGAGUUGAAAGCACUUUCAGAGCUUAAGUACAGCUUUUUGAAGAAGCAGAUUGAUUCUUCGCCGCCCCAUGUGACGCUAAUGCUCGCGGAAAUCCAGGAGCAGCAGGCUUUGAUGAAGACUUACGAGAUCACCAUGAAGAAAAUGCAGGGCGAAAUAGAGAACAAGGACUCUCGAAUUUCUUCUCUUCAACAGCAGUUGCAAGAUAUCAUUCAAAGCAACAAGUCCCUGGAAAAGAAGCUCAACGCAAGCGGAUCCUUCUCAAUUCUAGACAACGUUAAAUUCUCAGACGUGAAUCCUAAGGAUUUCAUCCUGGUUCUGCACUACGCCUUAAGAUCUAUCCGCAACUUUGUCAAGUUCUUGAUUCGGGAAAUGGAGUCCGCCAACUGGGAUAUUGAAGCUGCAGCAAAUGCAAUACAACCCGAUAUCGUUUUCAGCAAGAGGGAUCAUAAAGCUUUCGCUUUUGAAUCGUACGUUUGCAGGGAAAUUUUCACUGGCUUCAACGAUCCAGGCUUUUCCAUACAAAGCAACGAUCAGUCGACUUUGCCAAGUGAAAUUCAUCAGCGUCGAAUUUUCUUCUUUGAGCAGUUCAAGAAGUUGAGGUCGGCGAGCGUCAUUCAUUUCCUGAAGCAAAACCCGAAUUCUUUAUUCGGGAAGUUGUUGAAAUCAAAGUACCUUCAUCUGGUGCACCCCAAGAUGGAAUUCUCAUUUUCCGGGAAUUUGAACCAGAGAAAAGUGGUGAAUUCCGGGGAAUACCCGGAAACUGAUUUCUUCAAGGCGUUUGCCGAGAUGGGGAGGAGAGUUUGGCUUUUACACUGUCUGGCAUUUUCAUUCGAUCGCGAAGUCAGCAUAUUUCAAGUGAAACAGAAGGCCAAAUUUUCUGAGGUUUACAUGGAAAGCGUGACGGAAGACAUUUUUGCAGCAGCGGAGGGCGGGUUUCGGGUGGCAUUCACGGUGGUGCCGGGGUUUAAGGUUGGGCAGACGGUGGUGCAGAGCCAGGUAUAUUUAUUUCCAGCGAAUUCUCCUGUUAAAAGUUAGUUGAGUAGAUGGACGCGCCGCUUUAGCAGCACUAGCAGCUGUCAAGUAGUAGUGGGGACGGGCAAUCUUGAAAUGGGAUCCUCUGCACCUUCAAAUUAUUUUCAGAUAACGAUGUGACAGUGAGUAUAGUAACAUCAUAAAUUCUCAUUUUCCAACUAGAUUUGGUCUCACUCUCACUCCCAAAUAUUAAAUCAAAAGUUGAAUAAAGAAUCGAAAACACGAUGGAUAGUACAUCACCACUGCCAUGCCAACUUCUCUGUUCCUCAUGUUAAUAAGUUCACUUCACUCCCUGUGAAUCGGAUCUAUCUACAGAAACAGGUGAUGGGAUAAAAUCUCUCAUGUUGGGUUAAAAGAGGAUCCCUUUUCAAGAAACUGAAACCCUUGAAAGCAAGACAGGCGGCGGUGCGUGUACACAAAACUUCUCGUAAUAGUGGGAGUCCAAGAAGAGGAGAGGAGACAAGAUUAAAGGAGGAGUUAGGACCCACGUACAAGAGAUGAACUGGAUUUUGUAGGAAAUGCAUUGUUAAUUUUGUCGUUGGGAGGCGGUGGAGAAAGGUGGUCAGAAUGUGGGGACAGUGGGCUUCUGCCUUUGUUAUUCGUUGGCGUACACAAGAAGAGGGAUGCGGACCCCCUCCUCCUCCUCUUACACAAAAGAAAUGAUGAUCAUCAUCAUCAUAUUUCUCAGUGCUGUCCAGUUUUUUCCUUCUCUUUAAUGUAAACUAAAGAAGAGACAGAUCCAAAGCCCCACAACUUGUAUUCAAUUCAAUAAUUUAUGUAUGUACAUAAAGUAUUUUUAUUUUAUUACAUAUAUACACAAACAUGAGCAGAUGAAAAAUCAGCUCUCUCUCUC
Sesamum indicum (sesame) is the source of this 2630-nucleotide messenger RNA. The record is from RefSeq and is a predicted model, not a curated record. Lineage: Eukaryota; Viridiplantae; Streptophyta; Magnoliopsida; Lamiales; Pedaliaceae.